UCGCCACUCAGAAUCUAUCCUAUAGUUUGGGCAAAUAUAAUAAGCAGCUGCGGCAGCUAUGGAGAGACUAGUACAUACAAACCCUAUCCCAAGUUCAACUAAGCAGCUCCAUCGACCUUUUCGACCUCGAUUAGAUUCUUACAAACCCACCACAAUUUUGUCUUCAAACCCCAACUUUGCUGCACUUGUCUCCUUGUCCAGCAAUCGCCCAUUUUCUCCCUUAGCUUCCACAUUUCAACAUUCUCAAACUCAACUCUCUGUUUUGCCACAUGGGUCGCCUCCAAAACCUCAUUCCAUACCCCAACCAUUUUCUAAGCAGAAAAAGGCAAUUGUGGCUCGGACUGUAAUACUGCUCUCAGCUACCUUGCUGCUGCUGAUCCAACCUUUAUUCAUGUCGCCAGCAUUUGCCUCAUUUCCUACUGCUGGUCCAGCUGCUGCUACAGUGGGUACUAGGUUAUUCCGAAAUGAAGUUUUGACUAGUGCUUGGACAGGUCUUUUUGCUGGUUGCUUACACACCCUAUCAGGACCUGAUCACCUAGCUGCUUUGGCACCACUCUCCAUCGGACGCACUCGGAUGGAAAGUGCUGCGGUUGGAGCUCUUUGGGGCUGUGGUCAUGAUGCCGGACAGGUGAUUUUCGGCUUGGUCUUUCUUCUCCUGAAAGAUCGCCUGCAGAUUGAAGUUAUUCGUACUUGGGGAACUCGAGUAGUUGGUUUAACUCUUCUUGUCAUUGGUGCAAUGGGAAUAAGGGAAGCUUCAGAAGUCCCUACCCCAUGUGUGGCCCUUGAAAAUGGGGAAUGUGAUGUUAGUGCCUACGAAGCCUUCGAGGAUCCCAAAACAGGGAAAAAGAAGAAGAUAGGUUUUGCAACUUUUGCUACAGGGAUUGUUCAUGGGUUGCAACCUGAUGCACUGAUGAUGGUCUUGCCUGCACUUGCUUUGCCUUCACGUGUGGCUGGUGCUGCGUUCUUGGGUAUGUUUUUGGUUGGAACCGUAAUUUCAAUGGGAAGCUACACAGUUUUUAUUGGAACAUGCAGCCAAGCACUAAAAGAUAGGAUCCCCAGAAUAACGGAAAAGCUCACCUGGGCUUCUUCCCUUAUAGCUAUUGCUUUAGGAUUAGGCAUAAUUAUAAGUCAAUAUUUCGGGUUUAGCCUCUACUGAUUCAUCUCAUCCAUCACCCCUCCUGCCCUGUGUUUUAUUAUUUAGUGAAAGGUUUUGGAAUGUAAAAGGCAUCCUAUCCUCUUUAUAGCUGGCAAAAAGUUUCUCUCGAUCCUCGCUGGUAUGGAAUUUUUUUAUAUUUAUUGACUCUUCUUAGUGGCAAUUUCUAAAUUUGUAAUUUUUUUUUUCUUUUUUACUAAAAUCUAAAUUUGUAAUAUUAUGUGGAGCAGACCAUUAGAUCUUUUGAAGUUAUUCUACUGAUUGGUGAUUUCUUCUGUUGUA
This is a messenger RNA of Daucus carota subsp. sativus, 1435 nucleotides long. Its product is annotated as chloroplast protein FOR GROWTH AND FERTILITY 2. The transcript is spliced from 2 exons. The record is from RefSeq and is a predicted model, not a curated record. NCBI's taxonomy places the organism in Eukaryota, Viridiplantae, Streptophyta, Magnoliopsida, Apiales, Apiaceae. The coding region runs from base 59 to 1156 and encodes 365 amino acids.